This is a messenger RNA of Coniophora puteana RWD-64-598 SS2, 1427 nucleotides long. Its product is annotated as glycoside hydrolase family 71 protein. The coding region runs from base 11 to 1330 and encodes 439 amino acids. NCBI's taxonomy places the organism in Eukaryota, Fungi, Basidiomycota, Agaricomycetes, Boletales, Coniophoraceae. Gene Ontology annotation, molecular function: glucan endo-1,3-alpha-glucosidase activity. The transcript is spliced from 9 exons. The record is from RefSeq and is a predicted model, not a curated record.
AGCUCCUACAAUGCGUCUCACUUUCUCUCGUCUUCUCCAAGUCGCUACUCUCGCUUCAUCGGCUCUGGGUGCGACUCUACCCACCCGUGGAACAGAAGAACUCGUCGAGCGUGCUUCUGGUACUAAAUAUGUCUUCGCUCACUUUAUCGUUGGGAUUGUGGCCUCUUACACUCAGGAUGACUGGGCAAACGACAUGACGCUCGCCCAGAGCAUCGGUAUCGACGGCUUUGCCCUGGACAUCGGAAUGGAUCCAUACAACGACCAACAGCUCGGGUACGCCUACGCGGCCGCUGCGGCGCUCGACUUCAAGGUGUUCCUUUCAUUCGACUUCUCCUACUGGUCCUCCGCCGACACUUCGUUGAUCGCGGGGAACAUCACCCAAUACGCGUCCCAGUCCGCCCAGUUCACGUAUAACAACGAUGUGUUCGUCUCCACCUUCAUCGGCGAUGGCUUUGACUGGUCCACCGUCGCAUCGGAGUCUCCGGCGCUCUUCGCAUGCCCCAACUACCAGGCUGCUUCGCUCAGCGGAGGCGCCGACGGUGUUAGCUGUGGUUUCAACUGGAACGCUUGGCCCAGCAGCGACAACGCGCCCAUCGACCAGAAUAUGACCACCGCAGGAGAUCAAGACUACCUUAAUGCUCUUGGGUCCAUGCCCUACAUGAUGGGCGUCUCGCCCUGGUUCUUCACCCACUACGGUCCGAAUUCGUACGACAAGAACUGGAUCUUCUACAGUGACUGGCUGUGGAACACCCGCUGGGAACAGGUUCUCCAACUCGCUCCUCAGUUCGUGGAAAUCAUUACUUGGAACGAUUUCAGCGAGUCCCACUACGUCGGCCCUCUCCACCCGGAUGACACUAGUGUCUACGCUGGUGGAAGCACAGGAGCUGUUGAAUGGGUCACUGGCUUCCCCCACGAUGCAUGGAGGGAUGUCGCCCAAGUUUACAUCCAAGCCUACAAGAACGGCGACUCGUCUCCUACUGUGACCACCGAAGAGCUGGUGUACUACUACCGCCCCACACCGAAGGACACCACCUGCUCUGACAGCGUCGCCCAGCCCACUGGGUACGAGUACGACGAUGAUUCCGUCUUCGUCAUCGCGAUGACAUCGUCUCCCGGAACAGUGGUUAUUACCUCUGGUUCGAAUGCACCGGUGUCGAUUCCUGUCGUCGCUGGUAUCAACACGGUCAGUGCGCCGAUGGGUCUCGGCUCGCAGACGUUCGAGCUCCAGCGCAACGGGGCGGCGGUCAUACAAGGAACGAGUUCUCAGGACAUCUCCAACACCUGCACGGUGUACAACUUCAACGCAUAUGUCGGCAGUGUCAAGGCUUGAGUUAAGUGUCAUACAUGGUAAGUCAAGUUGGCUUACAACGCGGGACAUCUGUGUAUCUAGUCGGGUUCAAAUGCGUAAUUUAUCAUGGGAAAUGGGC